Malus domestica (apple) is the source of this 1406-nucleotide messenger RNA. RefSeq names its product aspartate aminotransferase P2, mitochondrial. NCBI's taxonomy places the organism in Eukaryota, Viridiplantae, Streptophyta, Magnoliopsida, Rosales, Rosaceae. The record is from RefSeq and is a predicted model, not a curated record. Gene Ontology annotation, biological process: amino acid metabolic process. Gene Ontology annotation, molecular function: transaminase activity.
CACUCUACUCAAAUAUGUAAGUUAACGACCAAAAAAUCUCACGCUGAUUCGCUCGCAAAACCCACUUAAAGCCAGCCAGUAGAAAAGAAGCAACGAAAGAUCACCUCACUCUCAAACAGCCGACUCCUUCGUGUUCAUCGCUCUCCUCCCUUUCUCGAUGGCUUCAGCGAUGCUGUCCUUAGCUUCCGUCUCGCCGUCAGCUUCUCUGUCCACGCACGAGACUCCCAUGGGGAAGUUGAAGCUUGGGAGUUCUUCUUGGAGCUUGAACAAGGAAAGAAACUGUCUGUUUACGAAGACGGAGUCUUUUGGUAGGGUAUCUAUGGUAGCUGCGGUGAAUGUCUCCAAAUUCGAGGGUGUAACGAUGGCCCCGCCGGAUCCAAUUCUCGGAGUUUCUGAAGCAUUCAAAUCUAGCACAAACGAAUCAAAGCUCGACCUUGGAGUUGGGGCAUAUCGAACGGAAGAGCUUCAGCCAUACGUGCUUGAUGUUGUUAAGAAGGUCAGAUCCCUAUCCUCCACGAAAUACAAAAUCUUUCACUAAUAAGGUUUGGCAGCAUUCAACAAAGUGACUGCAGAGUUAUUAUUUGGAGCAGACAACCCAGUAAUAAAGCAACAAAGAGUAAGCAAGAAAUCGGAACUCGUAAAAUAAAUCAUGCAGUUCUUCUCUUUGAUCUUAUCUCACAGUCUAUUAAUUGUUUAUUUUCAUUUUAUGAAGCUAGCAACUGUUCAAGGUCUUUCAGGAACUAAUUGACUAGCUACUUAGUACUACGAUCUGGUGGUAUUCUUCUUCAUUUGGAAAUGAGAUGUCUUAGGUUCGAAUCUCGUGGAUGACGAAUUCGAUACCAAAUUAGACUGCCAAUUGUGUGGCUUAGCCGAACCAACAGAGUCCAAGGUACGAUUCGGACUGGAAGCUUCCUCAAACAUUUUUAAGAGAACUAAUGAACAUUUCCUUUAAAGACGUAGUGCGGUAUAAAUGCUGUCAUAUAACAUCACUUGGGAACGAGAUUUAGUUUAGAGGCUAAGCUUCCCAUAAUCAAGAGGAAUGAUGUGAAGAGAUGCAUCAUCAGCAAAAGAAGCAUCAAUUGGAGCAAAAAAGAGUUCAGCACAGGAACCCAGAGCAUUCUCAAACUACGCUCUCAUAGUGCUGCUUCAAAAAUUCUUUCACUCCAACAUUAUCCAUUUUGUAUGCAUACAGUCUAAUUAAACUGAUCACGUAGGUUAAAUAUUAUAAAUCAGAAAGCUGGAUGCUCUUUUUUUCUAACCAAAAGCAAUCCAAAGUCCGAGCCACUUGCGUGAUAGAUCUCAAAUUUACUGAUUGUAAAUUAUAGUAUACAGAAAGUUGAGAAUAAGUAACCGGAAUAUUCUUUAUAUUACUAAUUGAUUUUAUAGUUGAACUUCAACUUUCUUAA